AUGCAACGAACAAAACGAAAAGAGAAUGAUAUGGUUCAAAUUUCGAAUAGUAAUAAAAAACAGAAGUUAGAAAAUCAAAUAACAAAAAUCAAUUCAAACAAAUAUUAUCUUGAAGACUUAGCUAAUGAAAUUCUCUAUGAAAUAUUUGAAUAUCUUGAUGGAUAUGAUAUUUACAAAGGAUUUUACAAUCUUAAUAAUCGAUUUCAAAAUUUAGCUAUUAAUUCGAAUGUUUUAACUAAAAUCAAUAUUUCAACAAUAUCAAAAUCAAAUUUCGAAGAUUAUUAUUAUAAUAUACUUAUACCAAAUCAAAGUCAAAUUAAUUUUCUUCGUUUAUCAAAUCCAUUUGUUGCUGAGAUUAUUUUUUCAGAACCACGUUUGAUUUUAAAUUUUAUUCGUCUUCAAACAAUAAUUCUUGAUUAUGUACAAGAAAAAAAUUUUAACAAAUUCUUUGAUUAUUUAAUAUGUUUAACCACUCUUCAUGCAAUAACUAUUUCUUUUGUUGAAGAUUUUUCAUCAUUAGAUAUUAUUUCUCAAAUAUUUCGUUUAUCGACAUUAAAAUAUUGUAAAAUUGAAUAUCGACAAUUAUUAUCUACUGAUUUUACUUAUUAUGAUUCUAGUCCAAUAGAAUGUUUAAUAAUAAAUGGUCGUUUCCCAUUUAGCGCAUUUCAUAAUUUAUUAUGUUGCCUUCCCAAACUUCAACAUUUAUCAAUUAAUUGUCUUUGUAAACAUGAUGGUUAUCAAGAAAGAAACAAAUUAUCUUCUAUUCAAUUACAAUAUUUAAAACAUGUUUCUCUUAAAUUUGAUUAUGUACGUUUUGAUGAAUUUGAAAAAAUUAUUAAAGAAUUUUUUUAUCAUAUUCAAAUUUUACGUCUUACAAUAGCGGGUGAUGAAACCUAUUUAGAUGCUACACGGUGGCAACAAUUAAUCUUAUUUCAUAUGCCAUAUUUACGUAUAUUUGAUAUUCAUCAUCAAGCUUUUCUAGUCAAUAUGAAUUCAAGUUAUCAUGAUAUAAUUAAUCAAUUUAAUUCUUCGUUUUGGAAUGAAAAGAAAUGGUUUUUUACACAUCAACAUAAUCGGGAAUACCGAUUGGAUAGUGGAAUUUUUUAUUCAACUGGUCCAUAUCGAAGAAAAGAUUAUACAUAUUAUAGGGAGAUAGAUGAAGGACUUGGUUUAUGUCAUCAAAAAGAAAAUUUCAAGUCAGUCAAACAUCUUUAUAUUGCGGGUAAAAUAAAACCAAAUUGUCGAAAUUAUUUUUCAAAUGUUAAUCAAUUAACUAUUGAAUAUUAUAUUGAAACAUUAGAUGUUGAUCCAUUUAUAACAAAUCUUAAGUGUAUGAUUCCUUUAGAACAACUUACAAAAUUAGAUAUUUACAGUUGGGGUUUUCCAUUCGAAGAAAUUAUUAAAUUAUUACGUUUAACACCUAAUUUAUACACAUUACAAUUUUAUGCAACGUCUUUGCAAAAGAUUGAUUCAAAUUUCACUAAAUCCAAUAUACUUUUACAAUAUGUAUCAAAAAAAAAUAAAAUUGAAAAUUUAGUUAUUUUUGGUAAAUGUUCAUUGAAUCAAAUUCGAUUCAUUGUUUCUGUAUUUUCGAAAUUAAAAUAUCUUACAAUUGGAAUAAAUACAACAAAAAUAUCAUCAAUAAUUCGAUAUUUAUUAUCAAAAACUCAUAAUCAAAUACAACACUUAUGUUAUUUCUGUAUUUUAAAUGUUCAAAAAGUAUGUUUAGGAGAAACAAAAGAUUUAAUUAAAUUAAAGAAUUUACUUGGUAAUUACUCUAUUGAAUACAUUAAUUAUAGUUUACAUUUAUGGCGGUAAAAAUUUAGUUCUUUAGGACUUGUUCUAUUUAUUUAUUUUCUUGUUUUAUAUGAUAAUGAUAGUUUUGUAAUUCAUUUAAUAAAUAAAUCAGAGAUUGAACUUUCAAUAGAUAUAUUUAUGAUUUAUAAUUGCAGCAAAUCGAAAAUAAUCAUUCAUAUUAAAUGAAUGUUUAUUAGAAGAUUUGAUAAAGAAUAAAUUAUAAAAUCUCGAGAAAUUGAAAUUUAUGGAAAGUAUUGUUUUUAAUACCUUUCGAGACCGAAUAUAAGGAAAAAAAUAGGAGUUUUUCCAAUUUUGGCGUCAAGUGAUAUCAUUUUGUGGAAUUUAUGUAUAUUUUCGGAAAAAGAAACAUAGUGAGUGUGCUUUGAAAUCAAAGUUUUUUUUGAACUGUUCCAAUACGGACCUUAGUAAUGAUAGAUAGACUUAGAAGAUUCUGAAGCAUUCUAGAAUCUUCGUGACCAUACAAAUGACUCGAAUAAUUGAAAAAAACUCGGACUCGUAUAUUUUGCAUAGGUAAAAAAUUAUACAAUCUUUAUCAAGGAUAUUUUAACCAAUAAAUAGGUUGUA
This is a messenger RNA of Rotaria sordida, 2382 nucleotides long. The record is from the annotation of a GenBank genome assembly. NCBI's taxonomy places the organism in Eukaryota, Metazoa, Rotifera, Eurotatoria, Philodinida, Philodinidae.